AUGAGCGGUCUCCGGUACGACGCCGAGUUCGCGUCCUUCAUGGCCGCCGUGCCUGCCGGGCCGGAGAAGCCCGACUUCCAAAACGUCCACGAGCUGCGCGACUGGACCGACAAGCUGCUACACCUCAUCUUCCGCAUGGCCCCGACCCCGCCCACCGUCGAGACCUUGGAAUUCAAAGUGCCCUCAACGCACGACGGUGCCGACAUCACCGUUGUCCGCUUCGCCGAAGCCGACGUCCUUUUCCGCGCGGAGCCCCAGGCCGCCAUCAUCUACUUCCACGGCGGCGGUAUGGUCGCGUCUUCGGUCGAGACCUUUGGCCCCUCCGUCGCCCGCCACGCCAGCGCGAGCGGCGUCGUCUUCUUCGCCGUUGACUACCGCCUCGCCCCCGAGUACCCCGCCCCCGCUGGCGUUGAGGACGGUUAUGCGGCACUCAAGUACGUGAGCGAGAACGCCCUCGAGUUUCACAUCGACCCGGCCCGCAUUGCUGUCAUGGGCGACUCUGGUGGCGGUUGCAUCGCAGCAGGAGUGGCGCUUAUGGCGCGAGACCGAGCCCUAAGCCCGCCGCUCGCCAAGCAGAUCCUCAUCUACCCCAUGCUCGACGACCGUACCAAGCUCGACAAGGAUGCAGACCUCCACAAAUUCCUCACCUGGCAGCUCCGCGACAACGUCAUGGCGUGGAACGCGCUGCUCGGCGAAGACAAGGCCGGCAACCCCGACGCCGAGGUCAACACCUACGCUGUCCCCGCUAGGAACACCAACCUGAGGGGCUUGCCCCAACCUAUCUCGAUGUUGGCAGAUGUCGAGGUUGAAUUUCACUUAUGGGCGGGCGUGCCCCAUGGCUUCGAGGGUGCCGCUACUACGGCUGUUGUUAAGAGCGUGUUAGCUGCUCGUACGAAGGCGAUGACGAGUUUCUAG
Messenger RNA from Parascedosporium putredinis, 915 nucleotides. The record is from the annotation of a GenBank genome assembly. Lineage: Eukaryota; Fungi; Ascomycota; Sordariomycetes; Microascales; Microascaceae.